CUGCUCUGCAGUCUGGUCUGGUCUGCAGUCCGGUCCUAUCUGCUGGUGUGGCCUGUCCUCUAUGUCCGCAGUCUCUGGUCAUUCCCUGUAUUAUGUCCGCAGUCUCUGGUCAUCCCCUGUACUGUGUCCGCAGUCUCUGGUCAUCCCCUGUACUAUGUCCGCAGUCUCUGGUCAUCUCCUGUACUGUCCGCAGUCUCUGGUCAUCCCCUGUACUGUGUCCAAAGUCUCUGGUCAUCUCCUGUACUGUGUCCACAGUCUCUGGUCAUCUCCUGUACUGUCCGCAGUCUCUGGUCAUCCCCUGUACUGUGUCCGCAGUCUCUGGUCAUCUCCUGUACUGUGUCCGCAGUCUCUGGUCCUCUCCUGUACUGUGUCCACAGUCUCUGGUCAUCUCCUGUACUGUGUCCGCAGUCUCUGGUUAUCUCCUGUACUAUGUUCGCAGUCUCUGGUCAUCUCCUGUACUGUGCCCACAGUCUCUGGUCAUCUCCUGUACUGUCCGCAGUCUCUGGUCAUCUCCUGUACUGUCUCUGGUCAUCCCCUGUACUGUGUCCGCAGUCUCUGGUCAUCUCCUGUACUGUGUCCGCAGUCUCUGGUCCUCUCCUGUACUGUGUCCACAGUCUCUGGUCAUCAUCCU
Molecule: messenger RNA, 631 nt
Organism: Staurois parvus
Lineage: Eukaryota; Metazoa; Chordata; Amphibia; Anura; Ranidae
Source: the annotation of a GenBank genome assembly